This is a messenger RNA of Tachyglossus aculeatus (Australian echidna), 5401 nucleotides long. RefSeq names its product ADP-ribosylhydrolase like 1 (gene ADPRHL1). Gene Ontology annotation, biological process: protein de-ADP-ribosylation. The record is from RefSeq and is a predicted model, not a curated record. Gene Ontology annotation, molecular function: magnesium ion binding; ADP-ribosylarginine-[protein] hydrolase activity. The coding region runs from base 67 to 5094 and encodes 1675 amino acids. The transcript has 8 exons. Lineage: Eukaryota; Metazoa; Chordata; Mammalia; Monotremata; Tachyglossidae.
AGAAGUAGAGGAGGCCGUGAGGGUGACCGUUCAUCAGCUGCAGGAGAGCGGCCGGGACCCGAGGGGAUGGAGAAAUUUAAGGCGGCCGUCCUCCUGGGAGCCGUCGGAGAUGCCCUCGGCUACCGUAAUGCCAGCCGGGAAAACAGCGCCUUAGGGACGAAGAUCCGGGAAGAACUAAAGGCCUUGGGAGGGCUGGACAAGCUGGUGAUCUCUCCCGACAAGUGGCCGGUGAGCGACAACACUGUCCUGCAUAUGACCACGGCAGAGGCUCUCACCACAGACUACUGGUGUCUGGAAGAUCUGUACCGCGAAUUGGUGAAACGCUACGUGGAGAUCGCCGAGAAGCUUCCGGGCCGCCAGUCCGACCCCGCCACGGCUGAAGGAUGCUCCCAGCUCAAGCCCGAUAACUACCUGCUCGCCUGGCACACGCCUUUCAACGAGAAGGGUUCGGGGUUUGGAGCGGCUACUAAGGCCAUGUGCAUUGGCAUGAGAUAUUGGAAGGCCGAGAGAUUGGACACCCUCAUCGAAGUGAGCAUCGAAUGCGGGCGGAUGACGCACAAUCACCCCACGGGGUUCCUGGGUUCCCUGUGCACAGCUCUGUUCGCGUCGUACGCCAUCCAAGGAAAGCCUCUGGUCCAGUGGGGAAGGGACAUGAUGAGGGAGAUGCCGAAGGCGGAAGACUACUGUAAGAGGACCAUCCGGCACAUGGCAGAGUACCAGGAGCACUGGUUUUACUUUGAAGCCAAAUGGCAGUUCUACCUGGAGGAGAGAGGGAUUGCUGAUGAGCAGGGAAAUAAAGCCAUCUUUCCGGAUAAUUACGACGCCGAGGAGAGAGACAAGACUUACAGGAAGUGGAGUUCGGAAGGCCGAGGAGGAAGGAGAGGCCACGACGCCCCGAUGAUCGCCUACGACGCACUCCUGGGGACGGGAGGCGACUGGCCAGAGCUCUGCAAUCGAGCCAUGUUUCACGGAGGCGAGAGCGGAGCGACUGGAUCAAUUGCCGGCUGCCUCUAUGGAUUGCUCUACGGCCUAAACAACGUUCCCAAAGGCCUAUACCAAGACCUGGAGCACAAGGAGAAGCUAGAAAACUUGGGCGAAGCGCUUUAUCAAGUAUCCACAGCGGAAAAGUUCGUGGGAGCUAAAAUGGCUGAUGCUGCGAUGCCCAUGGACCUCAACGUGCUGAAGAAGAAGAUCGACAGGAUGGCCACCCACCCGGGGGUCUUCGCCCUCCUCAGCAACCUGCUGUUCUACAUCACCGACCGCGAAGCCGGGUCCCCCCUGGGGCCUGCUGAGAAGGCCCGGUGUCCCCCGGGUGGAGGGGGGAGGCCGGGAGGGAGCGUGGACCCCCAGGACGGCGAGGCCCAACGGAGGCCCAGCAAGUUCCAGCUCCUGCGGUCCAAGUUCAUGAACCCUCACCGGGAGCCCGCCGGGUUCAGGACGAGGGAGGUGGGGAGGCUGAUCUUCAAGGAGAAACCCUCCCCUGUCAGAGGCCGCGUCAGGGCCACCAUCAACAAACUCCUGGAGAAGACUCGGGAGAAAGUGGGGGCGGAGCCGAAGCCCCUCUUGGCAGAGAAGCCCAGGUGGAUGAACCCCACCGGACGGGGCACCGUGAAGAACAUCCUGAAGGUGUUCCUGGCGGCCGAGGAGAAGGAAGCCAAGGAGAAGCCGGGCAUCUUGCCCAGACUGGUGGGCAAAAAGAACUCGGUCCUGUCCAAGCUGAAGGAGAAGUUCGAGCAAAGCAGUUUGCUCUGCUUGGCCGCCCCGCCUGUCCGGAAGGCCGGAGGGGACCGGCAGAAGGCGAGAGGAGUGCAGAAGAGGAAAGUCCACAAGCCGGAAAUUCGGGUGCUGCAGCUGGUGUCUCUGGCCGGCACGUGCCUGGGACGCCCGCCCGCCCGGCAGCUGGCCCCCGCGGCCGAGCCCGUGCCGGCCUUCAGCCUGGCGACGGUGGUCAGCAGCCCUUGGCGGUGGCUGGCACCCAGGGCGGGCGUCGGUCCAACGCGGGCCCUCGAGGCCCCACGGGCAUCCACGCACAAGGCUCUUGUCACAGGCCAGCCAGAGGCGGGUGACCAAGAGAAGCCAGGAGACGGAGCGCCCUGCAGCUCCUGCCCCCCAGAAGCCCCUGGUUCAGAUGUACCCACACAGGGGCCACCAGCCCGGCCUGAAAUAGCUUUUCCCAACUCGGAACCAGACCUCUUUCCCAAGCCGGACGUCCCACCUGCCAUCUGGGACGCCAGAGUUCCCCCGCUUCUUGGCCCAGACAGUGUGGGAGCUGUCUGGAGCCAAGGGUCAGGAUCGGGAGAUGGCCGCACCAUAGGACACUGUGGGAAGGCUGGCCCCCUGGCCCUGCUGUCCUGCUCAAAUGAGGCACCGGCUGUUCCCCGGGGUGCGGAAGGUGGGGAGAUUCCCCAAAUUACAAUGAGCGUCUGCGUUUCAGACGAGGACAUGGAAAUGGCGAGCCCGGGCUCAGAAAGAGAUGCCUUCUUUGCGACCCAAGAGUGUUUGCUGGAACAGAAAAUCUCGGAAGAGAUCCCACCCUUUCACUACCCCGCCUUCGGGGCUUCGCGGAAUGUCCAGCCCACCAUCGACCCCCCACAAGUCAUCAUCAGUCUCCCUGUCGUUUACCAGAUGCCACCGCCUCCGGUCAGGCCCCAAAACACAUCCAGUCUGGAAAGCAAACGUCCUCGGGGGGUGGAAGAAAAACUGGAAAAUACCCAGGGAUCCAUUCCCGGCACUCCCAGAAAUCACUGCGAAGCAGCAGCGGCGCCAGACAACCACACUCGAUGGAAAGCCCAGCCGGGCCCUCGUCCCGAACAAAACAAACCGAAGGCCCGAGAAACCCGAUGGGAUCCAGUGCCUACCCAAAUGAGUGGACUGGAUCCUGGUGCUCCAGGGAGACUUUUGGCCCCUGGGUUUCCCACUGGUCAUCCACCAGCUACGGGGAAACUGGGAAGAUCACCUCCUGAAGAGACGUUUCACAGGCCGCUGUCAACUGAGGGCCAGGAACAGGAAACCACAUCUGGGAGGAAGCAGGACACAUGUCUGGAUCUGGAGAAGGACCAGUUGCUGGCACCAGAAAGACAGGCCAAAUCGAAGUCCAGGGCCUCAGAUGAGGGGGACUUCGCAGGUCACCUGAGGGUGAAACAUGCACCAUCGACAGGCCUCACAGAGCGAGGGAACCUCAGUGGAGGCUUGGGGAAUGAAGAGGGGUGUGAUGUGUCACCCCGGAGAGCCUUCGCCGAGACGUCAAACAUGACUGAAGAAAGUGCCGGUCAUCACAUGGGUGGCUACAAAUUUCUCACUCCGAUCACCUUGGCAGGGUCUGACAGGACAGCCACCUCAGAGACGAAGCCUGAAAGCAACUUGAAGAAAGCCCUUGGUAUAGCAAUGCCUGCCACCAGGAGCCGUGACAAUAAUAUUGCCGCAGAGAUGAAUUCUGGGACCAUGUCUGAGUGCCAGGAGUCAUCCCCAGAUUACUUGGUGGCUCAUGGAAAGGGUAUUAUUGAACAGAAACCCUCUCUGAAACUCGAGGGGCAACAAUUACCUUCGUCCGUUCAGUUGGUGAGGCACAAAACCAAUAAUGCGGCAGAAAUAAGACACUUGAGUGAUGACAGGAAGAACCAGCUUUCCGUAUUAGAUCGCCCGGUGGUCCGUGACACUGGCAACCUGGAAGAUGAUACCUAUCCUAAAUGGGAGAAGAAGCUGCUUUCGUCCGCUGUAUCGCUAAAGGACAAUGACGAUUCGACAGAGGAGACCAAGUCUUUAGGGAAUUCUGAAAAAUACCAGAUUUUGGCACUGAAUCGCUCCGCUGGAGUGAAAAAUGUUUCAAAAGGGAAUUCUGAAAAACAAUCACUGCCUCCGAAUGAACUGGGGCAGAGCCAAAAACCUACCGAGGCGGCAAAGGGUCUCUUUUCUAGCACGAAGGAACACAGAAGGCCUCUAUCAGGAGUCGAGGAGAGGCAUAGAAAAGAUCUGGUCAGCAAGGACACCUGCCAUGAGCUGGACAGCGGUCCAUGGCCUGCAUCGGAUGACCGGGCAGAGCAGAAAAGCAACGUGCCCUCAACAGCGAGGAUCUCACGGAAUCCCGAGUCACAUCCGGGUCCAGCACUGAGACCCGGAACUGGUAUCACUCAAGGGGAGAAGAACAAUCCGCAACCCAGUGGAUUUUCAAAGCCCAAAUCCAGCCUUCCACGAGAAGGGAAUGUGUCAGCCAAUUUGGGAGGAGGGCAGAUCCCCCUACCCGAGGUCUCGGGGAAGCUGGUAAAACCUUCUGGACGGGAGAAUCCCGUUUGUAAGUGGCUUUCACCACGUAUUGGUGGGGAGAACAGAACCGAUUUUGCAGGGGAGACCAUCUCCUCAGGCUACUCUCAAAGAAAUCGGACGCCACUGUCAAUGGAUUUGGGGAAUCAUAAAAACAAACUUUCAGAGGUGAGGGACGUCUGUCCUGAUUUGGAGUUUUCUUUGCCCAGUGACUUGGGGGAGUCCGUAGCUAAUCCAACACAGAGGAAGAGAGGGCUGACUUCCUUUCAGAGCCAUUCGGCCCCUUCGAGCAAUACCAAAAGCCCUGGAAGUGAUCCGUCCCUGGGGAACACGGAAUCUGUGACGUCGGCACCCCAGAAUCACACCCCACCUACCAAAGAUUUGGGGAGGCCCAUCAACAGCGUUUCAGCAGCGAGAGACACCUUGGAUAAGAAGGAGCAAUAUCAAGGAUCCACUUCAAGCAACACUGAAACCCCCAGAACCAAACAGAAAGUUAUUUCAGAAAAUACAGGCAAGCACUAUGGAUUGCCAAGCAAAGAUUCAGAGAGACCGAGCCCCGUGGAAGGCACAAGAUCAUGCCAGGAAUCCGGAAAGUACAAAAUACCAUCGUCUAGUGACCUGGAGAGGUAUAAAAACAACCCAGAAGAAGAGAAAGAAAUUUGGAGUCGAACAGGCAGCAGGCUGGACGGGUCACUGCAGGUCAAAGAACACAAGAAGUUGAAAGAAUUAGCUAAAUAUAAAGCAGAAAGCUUCAGUGACCAAGAAUCUUUUGAUUUAUCCUUCAAACCGAUGGUUGUUAAGGUGAUGGAUACCUUUAAGAUUCCCAAACAAGAAUAAGACACAAAGAAGUCUCACUAGAAUUUCUGUGCAGCUAAAGAAUUACGUUAUAACCAAGGAUCGUCUCAGCAUCCUUCAUUUUAACGUGACUUAUGGGGGCCGCCUUCUGACCCCCAAACCGAGUGGAUUUUAGUAUGGAUUUUUAGAAUAUUAUAUAUUAAAUUUACGCCGAAGCCGCUGCAGGAGGGCUUUAGGUUUGAUGUCGGGGAACAUUAUGAGUCGUGAGAUGCUAGGAAGGGAUCUACAUCAAGAUGGGGAUGUGUCUUAUCUGCAUAUUAUAGAGAAGCAGCGUGGCUCAGUGGGAAAG